AUGCGGUACCAGAGCUACAUAUCACACGGCAUGCGGUACCAGAGCUACAGCAAACAACAGGCCGUAUCAGAGCUGCAGCACACGGCAUGCGGUACCAGACCUGCAGCACACGACAUGCGGUACCAGAGCUGCGGCACACGGUACGCGGUACCAGAGCUACAGCACACGGCAUGCGGUACCAGAGCUGCCGCUACCAGAGCUGCCGCAGCGGCACACGGCACGCGGUACCAGAGCUGCAGCACACGGCAUGCGGUACCAGAGCUACAGCACACGGCAUGCGGUACCAGAGCUACAGCACACGGCAGGCGGUACCAGAGCUACAGCACACGGCAUGCGGUACCGGAGCUACAGCACACAGCAGGCGGUACCAGAGCUACAGCACACGGCAGGCGGUACCAGAGCUGCAACACACGGCAUUCGGUACCAGAGCUGCAGCACACGGUGGUUGAUUUGGUGUAUGUGGACGCAACGUUGAAGGGCGCCCUCAGUGAUAGCGUCUUCGUCAAUGUCCGUAGUGUAACAUAA
This is a messenger RNA of Asterias rubens (European starfish), 525 nucleotides long. RefSeq lists its product as uncharacterized. The record is from RefSeq and is a predicted model, not a curated record. Lineage: Eukaryota; Metazoa; Echinodermata; Asteroidea; Forcipulatida; Asteriidae. Bases 1 to 525 code for a protein of 174 amino acids. The transcript has 2 exons.